AGCGCUGUUUGAAAUGAAGGUCGCCCUGUCGGUUAUUGCGUUUGCACUAUUUGUUCAUCAAGGACAUGCCUUAAAGCCUUCAGUAGAGAUUCUAAAAGUUUACAAGGGUGAUAAUGUAUCGAGUCAUCGGUGCUUUUAUAUUUCACAGACCGGAAAGUUGGAUCCAUUCCUAACAACGACAAAACUGGAACUGGUCAAUUUUGUAUCUACUACUAAAGAUCAUCCUCAACCUUCAUCAUCAUCACUGGCUGUAUCUGUUAUGUGGAAUAAUUUUAGUGAUAGAGAAAUAUUAUCAAUCAAUCCACAGCUUCUAAUUAUUGUUUAUGAUGGGGAAUUAAAUUCAAAAUUAAAAGUUAUAUUUGAAUCACAUGCAUGGGAAGUAUUCAAAAGAUCCAACUUAUUUUUGGAUAUCGAUCAGUUUAAUGAGAUAAUUUAUAGCAAGCGUUCUAAUCAGUCUAAUAUGAAUAUUUCAGUAUCCGUUUUCCCAUUUAUUCCAAACGCUAUGGCGUAUAAAUUUCUAAUUUGGAUUUUGUUGUAUGGAUUUGCUGUGACUAGCAUUUCAUUGGGCGCAUGGAUAAUUAUUGUUAACCAUGAAAAACUGUUACUAGAUUACUCUAGACAUCAAAGUUUGCUACCAAAGUUCAAAUCUUCUUUGUAUUUAUAUAUUAUCGUGUGUUUGGUAAUUUCUGUUACACUCUUGUUGCUAACUUACUUCCUGUAUGAUGUAGUAGUAUAUCUCCUAAUAGCACUGUUUGUACUGGUAGGCGCAAGUUCAAUUUCGACAUUCCUUACAUUUGUUAUCCAACGUAUUGCUCCUGCAACAACCAAAACGAUAAUAAUUAAUGUAAAAUGUUGUCGAGUUAUUAGUCCCAGAAAAAUAUAUAUUCUUUCUCUAGUUACUUUCCCAAUCGGUUUGGCCAUAGCUACAACGUGGUUGGUAUUUCGUAAUAAUGACAUAAUUGGUUGGCCUUUGCAAUCAGUUAUCGGGAUGUUUAUAGUGGCAGUGAUUAUUUCAUCUGGGUUGAUUAUACCAUCAGUCAAGGUUGGUACACUUUUGUUUACUGCAUUUCUGAUCUAUGAUAUAUUCUUCGUAUUUAUUACUCCCCUAUUCAUAUCAACUGCAUCAACUAAUGUUAGUCAUUCCUCUGAGCAUAUCCAACUUACUAGAACACGACGUUCAACUGCUCAUAGUUUUAUGGAAGCCGUAGCAACUGGUUCAGCCGGUAAAAGUGGGGAACUGAUACCGUUAUCAUUUCGUCUACUUAUCAAUGAACAUAUUGAAGUAAAUAAACAUAAUACCGCGACCAUGCCAUAUGCUUCUCUUCUAGGAUUCGGUGAUGCUGUUAUUCCCGGAAUAUUUAUUCAAUUUCUGGCAUUCUAUGAUGCAUGUUGGCGUGCUCCGUACUAUCGACACUUUUUAGGUGGAAUUUUAGGUUACUCACUUGGUUUCAUAGUUACCAUCAUUAUGUUAAAUGUUACUAAUGUCAGUCAACCAGCUUUAUUGUAUCUAUGUCCAUUUACUCUUCUUGUAACCUUCAUUGUUGUCAUCGUUUGUGAUGGUCUAAAUGAAUGGAAACUAAUGUGGUCAGGCAGUUUGCCUACAUUGGUCGAUAAUACAAAUAUGAAUCCGACUGGCGAUAGCGACCGGGUUAAUCAACCAACUGGUUCUUUAGAAGUGAAUAAUCUAUAUUCAAUUGAAAAUAAAUCGCUUAACCAUUCAAAAACUCCACUAGUCCCUGAGCAAUAAUAAUAAUACUCACUGAUAUAGUACUACUUAUACCAAAAAAAAGAAAAGGAACGUACUGUGGCUUUUAUUUCUUUCUUAUCUUUGUAAAUGCUUAUUUCCGUGAUGACUUUGUGAUUACAUCCGCAUUUUUAUUUGUAUUUGUGUAUGUGCGUUUCAGACCUUUUAUUCGUAAUGCUAUAAAUGAUAGUAAUCACCAUAUCC
Molecule: messenger RNA, 1948 nt
Organism: Schistosoma guineensis
Lineage: Eukaryota; Metazoa; Platyhelminthes; Trematoda; Strigeidida; Schistosomatidae
Source: the annotation of a GenBank genome assembly